Molecule: messenger RNA, 2089 nt
Organism: Lobosporangium transversale
Lineage: Eukaryota; Fungi; Mortierellomycota; Mortierellomycetes; Mortierellales; Mortierellaceae
Product: DNA polymerase alpha/epsilon subunit B-domain-containing protein
Exons: 8
Coding region: 29-2056 (675 amino acids)
Biological process (GO): error-prone translesion synthesis; DNA-templated DNA replication
Cellular component (GO): epsilon DNA polymerase complex
Molecular function (GO): DNA binding
Source: RefSeq, a predicted model, not a curated record
AAAAAAAAAGAGGAAAUCAAUCUUAAUCAUGAUACCAAUGUCAACUCCAAAGGCACGAAUGAUGGCGGUGCGACGUCAGAUCGUCAGGACAUUUAAAAAGCAUCAGCUAACUCUUCAACUCGAUGCCACAGAAUUCUUGGAACAGACUUUGGAAGCACAAGAUAUACCUCCGGAAGAUCUGAAUGAUACACUUGAAAACAUUGCUGUAGGAUAUGUAGCUCGGGAAGGAUUAAACCUGGUGAGUCGAGCUCGUUUGGAGAUUGUAUUGGAGAGUAUGCAGAAAUGGACACAUCACUUGCACGAGAAGCCCACGCGCAAUACACUUGAUCCACAUAAAUCUCAACAACCACAACAACAAUCUAUGAUGAAGGUCUCUCAAUCGAUAUCGUCGCAACGGCCUGAUCCACACGAUCUAGAAUCAAUUGAUAUGGAUUCAGUCCGACAUGGAAUAGAGGAGGUAGAAGAAAGGGAACGAUAUCGUUCGUCGUAUAAUGCUGAUGGUGAUGAUGACUUUUCAAAAGGUCAACAAUACGGAUCAGAACCGAUGCAAGAUGAGAAUAUGUACAUGGUAGGAGGAAGAGAAGGAGAAGCAGAAGGAGAAGGAGAAGCAGAAGAGGACGAUGUGGACAUUACAGAGUUGUUUCAUGUGAUCGAUGCGUUUUCGAUGCCACGUUGGGACUGGGCAUCCGACAUCAAGACUUUCACUCGUGUUGAAGAUAAUGAUAGCUCGGCUCGUCAUCCCUCAAAUCAUCAUCACCAUCACCAAGUCAAUGGAUCAAGUACGAUAGCAACAAGUACAAAUGCGAGCAAAGGGGCGAAUCAGUUGUUAGGAUCAGCAAAAGAAAAGACUGCGAUGUUUCGAGCUCGAUAUCACUUGUUAUUACAGCGUAUUUUGAGGAAUGAACAUUUUGCGCCACCCGUGUUCACAGGAGGGAUGAAACAGGAUCGGUAUUUGAAGAUCACACCACUGAAAGCAUUGAAGGGUCGAGCAGGGGAACGAUUCCUGAUGUUUGGGAUGCUUGUUCGGAACAGUCAUGGGAGAUUCUGUUUAGAGGAUGCGGAUGAUCGAGUGGAGCUUGUUUUUCAACAUAGUCGAAACACUGCUGGAAUGUUCACAGAGAAUUGUUUUGUGUUGCUGGAAGGAAAGUAUACGGACGAUAACAAUAUUCACGUUGAUGCUAUUGGUCUACCACCUCCUGAGUUACGUGAGGAAACAAAAAAAGUAUUUGGAAAUAUAGACUUUUUAGGAGCGCCAAGGGAGAUGAGAAGUGAAGAACAGCUCAAGGUGAUUUGUGAAGAAUAUGAAGAUAUUUGUUUCGUCAUUCUCUCGGAUCUGUGGCUGGAUCAACCCAAGACGUUUACAACGUUGCGAACGAUUUUUGAGGGUUAUUCCAAUUCGACGCUGCCAUUAGCAUUCAUCAUGUGUGGAAGUUUCAAAUCGGUGCCGUUUUUGCUCAAUGGACUUGAAUCAGCCCCUUAUAGAGAGGGAUUCAAUCAGCUAGCAGAAUUGAUUGCAGAGUUUCCGACGAUGGCUACAUUUAGCUAUUUUAUCUUUGUGCCUGGCCCAAACGAUCCUUGGGACGGUGGCAUUUUGCCUCGACCAAAGAUCCCAGAUUUUUAUACGGCUAAAGUUAGAUCAUUAGUGAAGCGAUCUAUCUUUACAUCAAAUCCAUGCAGGAUCAAGUAUUGUGAUCAAGAAAUUGUGAUUUUCCGAGACGAUAUUUUGAACCGGAUUCUACGUAAUUGUAUUGUUUCACCUUCUGGAGAUGUCGUGAUCCAGAAGCAACUUGUCAGAACACUCGUGGAUGGCGCACAUCUCUCUCCUCUGCCGUUGACAACGCGACAAGUUGCUUGGGCUUACGAUCAUGCUCUCAGGAUUUACCCCAUUCCAGACGCUUUGAUCUUGGCGGAUAAAUUCGAGGCGUACAACUUCAAUUACCAGAAUUGUCAUUGCAUGAAUCCUGGGAGCUUUCCUACGAGUGAUUAUUCAUGGAUGGUUUAUCAUCCGGCAAAGAGACAAUCUGACGUUUGUCAAAUACCCAAAGCAACACGAUAAUCUCACAAUUACAACAACGAUUAAAAAGAAAGU